AUGGCGUGUUUGGCCAUAUGUGAGCAAAAUCAGGUCCCAGACCGCGUCGAGCUGGAAGAGGUAGAGCAGGAGCAGUCUUCUUUCGUCUCGGUUCGGUCCGCUGCUGAACUGCUCGCUGCUCCUGGCGCAGUAGAUGAGGAAGCCGCCGGCCGCUUUCCACAGCUCUCGGAAGCUGGGAUAGUGGAGCCGCUCCUCUGCUUUCGCUCGGAGUUCCUUUUCGCUCGGGCAUUCGUGUUGGCAAGCGUAGCGCCGGAACUUGCUGGUCUCCGAGACUUCGAGCGUAACAUGGACCGCUCCAACAUGCUCUCCUGCUUUCUGGAACUUCAAUGCAAUUAUGUUUUGGGACUCUCGAGCGGAAUGAAGGUGGCUUUGGUAAUGAUGGCCAUGGCAGUGCGUUGUGGGGGAUUGACGAAGGGCGUAGGAGGGGAAAUUGUUCAGUUUCAGGAUAAGUAUGGGUCCUAUCAGAGCUACGAGGUGGCUUUGCAGACGCUGACCCAUUGCUUCCCGUUGCACAGUGAUGCCCAGACCUGGCUGCACUUCAGCGAGAAGGGGAUGCCACUCCGAAUAUUCGAGCAUGCAGGACACGGAUUCGCGGAGUCUCGUGAGGAGACGGACACCACACUAGAGUGGGUGGAGUCAAACUGGUUCCAAGCCACCAGUGGCAUCAUCAUCAUGUGCAAUGCCGUCGUCAUCGGCCUGGAGACGGACCUCGAGAGUUGGAUCUGGUUCUGGGUGGAGCAUGCUUUGCUCGCCUACUUCCUCUUUGAGCUCAUCGUGCGGCUCUUGCGCCAUGGCUGCCAUUUCUUCCGCCAGGAGGAUGAGUGGGGUUGGAACGUCUUCGACCUCUCCAUCGUCACCAGCGGAGUUGCAGAUCAGUGGAUCAUGCCAGUGCUUCACUGGAUGAUGCAGCAUGAUGCAAGCCAGCGAAAACAAGGAAUGGCUUCCGUGUUCAUGGUCUUCCGUAUGGCGCGGCUGCUGCGCAUCGUCAGACUUUUCCGGCUGGUGAAGAUUGUCCGACCGCUGUAUGAGCUGGCCCAGUCCAUCAUGGAAGCGUUGCAAGGUAUGUUCUGGGUCUUGGUCUUCAUGAUUCUGACCCUGUAUUCCGUGGCCAUCCUCUGCACACGGCUCAUUGGGCAUGGAACAGUCAUUGCCAACGACGAUGAUCCGGAGAUGCAGGAGAUCAAGGACAUGUUCAGCUCUGUGAGCACCAGCAUGUUCACCCUCUUCGGUACCGUCAGCAGCUGGAGCUUGAUGAAGUUCGUGCCGCUGUUUGAAGAGAUGCCCAUUCUGCAGCCGCUCUUCGUGGUGUUCUACAUCUACUCCGCCUGGGCGCUCCUGGCCGUGAUGACAGGCGUGGUGAGUGAAAACAUGAUCGCCAUCCGCGAUCAGAUGCAGAAGGAAGACGAGCAGCGGGAGGAGAAGAGGAAGUCCAUGAUCACGAAGGUCCUCAUGGAGCUCUUUCGGGAGGCAGAUGUUGACAACAACGGCAUCGUCUCCCGACAAGAGUUUGAAGGCAUGCUGAAGUCCCCCGAGCUGGUCAAGAAGAUCACGAAGAACACGCGGAUGAAGGUCCAGGACUUGAUCGACCUCUUCGACUGGAUUGACCACGACAAAGGUGGCACCAUCACCAUCGACGAGUUCAUGAAUGGCUUUAGGUGGAUCAAUGAGCCCCUCCGGGCCAAGAGCUUGGUGAAGCUGCAGGAGCGGCUGGCUGGAGACCUCAAAGUGCUGGAGAGCACGGUGUCCAGCAUCAUCCAGAAGCGCGUGGACGAAGUGCAGCGUACCGUGGCGGUGCCGCUGCGGAAGGUGCAUGCGAUUGCGGAGCAGAUGCAGAGCCUGGAUGUCCAGCUGGGCAAGAUACGACCCGUAAUCCACGAGCGCCUCUCCGCGCUCCCGUCUGAAGUGGAGCUCAAAGAGAUGGAAGAACGGCUGAGCAAGCGGCUUAAGCACAUCUUGGACCAGCUCGCCGCCAUCGAGGCAAAAGCGCGUGUGAACACGCGGGAGCCAGAAAUCUCCGAGACCGCGCCUAAGAAGGGCGCGGAGACAGUCAAGAAGAAGCGCUUUUUGCGUUUUGAGACAGGCCUGCACGUAGCUCCUGCCAGUGAUGGCGAUGCCAGAUGCGCCAGUCGUGUCGACACUGCGAUCCUCGACACAGUUGUCAAACUUACCACUGGGACAGCGAUCGUCGAGACAGCUGUACUUACCCCAGCGCGUGUCAGCGUCAACCGGCGCCGAGAACACGUGGGUUAUUUUUGGACAGCGCAGGAGGCGGCUCGUGCCUACGAUGUGCGUCUUCGAGCUUUGUGUGAUGACGGAGUUCGUUUACAGCGAUCGUUGAACUUUCCCACCCCGCUGGAAGCAUCCUUUGAAAGCUUGACAGACGUGCAGCAGGAAUCACGGCGCCGUGCCCUCACAGUCCAUUCCAAACAUGCCAGCAAGGAGGAAGAGUCCUUCGAUCGAUUGCUGCACCGUUUCAGCCUAUCGCCUCAGGCAGACAGCUUUGAGAUCAUCCGGGUUUCAGACGCCUCGAAAGUAGAUGCGCUUUUCCAAAUCCGAGGCUCUCUCACUGGUGGGCUUGCCUUGCAGCUGAAGUCGGCCAGCUUUCGCCAGCAAAGGUGUGGAUAUUCAUUCUCGCGAACUUGUGGGUACGCCGGCAUGCUGCUACUGCUGGUCGCACUUGAUCGCGAUGCCUUGUGGGCUUUGCCAGGAGCAUCAGUGACAAGGAAGAGCUUCUGCAUAAGACUCGGUUCAAGCAGGGAUAUGGAACUUCAGGUCAGAGAUGAUGUCGGCUCUCUGUUGGAGAGCUGCUUUCGAAACAGCAUUAAAUUUCCUCACAUCUCGCUUGAAGACGCUCGCUUGCAGUGCAGCCCCACCAGUCAGGUCGAAGAGCGUGCCCACGUUCUUCUGACGACGUUAUUUCAUUGCGUCGGUUAUCAGCUGGAGAAGUCGUUUGCAGACUUGACAACCGUGGACUCCGUGCUCCUUGGCGAAGGGUGCCGGUGGCGUGUUCAGGAAAAAGCAUCAACUCGUCGAGACUGCCGCAGGUACGCAGCAGGCCUUUGGAAGCAGGGAGGAGCACUUGGCAGACUUGCAUACGCAGAGACUGACUUUGACCUUCUCGUGGUGUCACUCCUGGAUGAGGGCCGGCUUUCCGGGCUUUUUGCUGUCCCAGCAGACGCUCUGACAAGACUGGGGUGGCUGGGGCAUAAGCCUUACUGGCUGCCGUUGCACCCGCCCUGGAGCUUACCGAAGCGGGAGCACACCAGGGUGAAGUAUGCAUGGCAACUGGACCAUUUCGUUGACCUGCGCAAGUGGGAUGCAGAGACUGCGUUGUCUUUCGAAAUGCGCAACGCCCUGCGAGACUUGCUUCGCAGGCUCAUGGCGUGCCCGGGCGCGCAGGGGCAGAUCAUCUUGGAUGGAGUUCGUGUAGUUGCAGGCGAUGCUGAUUGCCACUUGAUCAACUUGCGCCUGGAUGAUCCAGAGCUGCGCCGGAGGGCGCUCAGCGCCUUGCGUGCCGAGGGCCAGUUACUGGGGCGCUUUCGCCGCGAGGACGGCCUUGCGGAGAGCCUCAGCCGCUGCUGGCACAAGGUCGAGGGCGCCCUGGGUGCCAAAUGGCAGCGCCAGGAGGAUCCCACCCGCGGCCUGAAGAAGAAGGGUGCCAGUGGUCUGGGGGAGGGCCUUGGCGGCGCCUUUUCUGUCGCUUCCAUGGACAUGCGAAGCUUCAUUCACGCGGAGUUCAAUCGAAAGGAGGCCAGAAGCCGGCAUUCUUAUGACCUGCGCCGCAGCAAGAUGCAGCAGGAGCCCGACAGGGUGUCAGAGAUGGAAGUCCUGAGCUCCGAUGACGAGGAGAAGCCACUACGAGUUCCGGGGCCGAACUCUGCCGCUCUCUUCACUCUGAAGGCCGUGAAAGAGGACAUCAAGAAGGAAGAGCCCCAGGAGGCUGUGAAGAUGGAAGUCUCUGAAGUCUCUCGUGAGAAGAGCAUGGAGAUCGAGGUGUUCGACCUGGCAGAAGACAGCGACAUGGAAGAUUGUCCAAAGACCCCUCCGGUUCGUGCCCGGUGCUGGGAAGAUGUCGCCAGCGCAGAAAAAGAAGCAGCGCCGAUGAAGAUUGAGAAGGCCGCCCUGGACCUCACACAGGAGCGCCAUCCGAAGGCCGAAGAGCAGCAGUGA
Molecule: messenger RNA, 4170 nt
Organism: Symbiodinium natans
Lineage: Eukaryota; Dinophyceae; Suessiales; Symbiodiniaceae
Source: the annotation of a GenBank genome assembly